AUGUGUGUUCCCCAACUGGCGGGCGCAACAGACAUUGGCGGGAGUGAGGGCCUUGAGCAGGAUACGUACAGUAAUAUGAGCAGGGCCUAUUAUUAUUCAUCGACAGGAGGCAUUACGGGGUCCACGGACAUUGGCAUGGCCCAACGAUGUGCACAGCCUGGCAUCGCCGGUACCCCAUACUGGAAGAUGAGAUCGGAUGAUGCGGAGAGCCAUUGCGCAGAAAAGCAGCAGAGCAACUGCCCACGUGCCAUGUGCUUAAACGCGUUGAUCAGAUCAGAUUACGAGCAGGAUGGCGAGGUCUUUUUUCAAAAAGUGCAAAACAUCCAAUGUCGAAUCUUCACUCCAACUACGGGGUGCUUUGCUACCAGACACUUUGACGACGAUUACCAACUUGCAAUCGGCUCACGGCUCGCUCUGACUCUUGCAAUCAAAGGAAUUUCAAAUACUACCCAGCGCGCCUAG
This is a messenger RNA of Trichoderma harzianum CBS 226.95, 462 nucleotides long. RefSeq lists its product as hypothetical. The coding region runs from base 1 to 462 and encodes 153 amino acids. The record is from RefSeq and is a predicted model, not a curated record. Lineage: Eukaryota; Fungi; Ascomycota; Sordariomycetes; Hypocreales; Hypocreaceae. The transcript has a single exon.